Messenger RNA from Nyctereutes procyonoides (raccoon dog), 5797 nucleotides. RefSeq names its product SEC22 homolog C, vesicle trafficking protein (gene SEC22C). Lineage: Eukaryota; Metazoa; Chordata; Mammalia; Carnivora; Canidae. The record is from RefSeq and is a predicted model, not a curated record. The transcript is spliced from 7 exons. Gene Ontology annotation, biological process: endoplasmic reticulum to Golgi vesicle-mediated transport. Bases 161 to 1072 code for a protein of 303 amino acids.
UGCGCCUGGGCCGCCAGUGACCUGGGCCGGGUCCGCCCGGUGGGCUGAGGUUGCGGAGGCGGCGGCGGGUGGCACUGCGGCGAGGCGGCGCGACCCGCGGGCGCCGACUCCCGGAGGCCGCCGUCCGGGCGAGGUGUCCUCAUGACUUCCCCUGCAGACCAUGUCUAUGAUCCUUUUUGCCUGUGUGGUGAGGGUGAGGGAUGGACUGCCCCUCUCAGCUUCCACUGACUUUUACCACACCCAGGAUUUUCUGGAAUGCAGGAGACGGCUCAAGACUUUAGCCUUGCGACUGGCCCAGUACCCAGGUCGAGGUUCUGCAGAAGGAUGUGACUUCAAUAUACAUUUUUCUUCGUUGCGGGAUGUGGCUUGCAUGGCUAUCUGCUCCCGCCAGUGUCCAGCAGCCAUGGCCUUCUGUUUCCUGGAGACUGUGUGGUGGGAAUUCACAGCUUCCUAUGAUACCACCUGUAUUGGCCUAGCCUCCAGGCCAUAUGCCUUUCUCGAGUUUGACAGUGUCAUUCAGAAAGUGAAGUGGCAUUUUAACCAUAUAAGUUCCAUUCAGAUGGACAGCAGCUUAGAAAAAAUUCAGGAGGAGCUGGAGUUCCAGCCUCCAGUAGUUCUCACUCUGGAGGACACAGAUGUGGCAAAUGGGAUAAUGAAUGGUCACACACAGAUACACUUGGAGCCUGCUCCUAAUUUUCGAAUGGAACCGGUGACAGCCCUAGGCGUCCUCUCGCUUAUUCUCAACAUCAUGUGUGCUGCUCUGAAUCUCAUUCGUGGGAUUCACCUCGCAGAACAUUCUUUACAGGUUGCCCACGAGGAAAUUGGAAAUAUCUUGGCUUUUCUUAUUCCUUUUUUAGCCUGUAUUUUCCAGUGUUAUUUGUACCUGUUCUAUAGUCCAGCUAGGACUAUGAAGGUGGUGCUGCUGCUGCUCUUUAUCUGCCUGGGCAACAUAUACCUGCAUGGGCUGAGGAACCUCUGGCAAAUCCUCUUCCACAUAGGAGUGGCUUUUCUGUCUUCGUAUCAGAUACUGACCAGGCAGCUUCAGGAGAAGCAGGCUGACUGUGGAGUUUGAAGGCGACACUGUGUGAUUGAUGGAUCUUUUGGCUUUCUUAGGAGGGUCAUCUGUAUUUCCCUUCUGGCUUCUCAACCUCACCUCAAGUUUCCACCCUUGAAGUUCCCUUCAACCAAACCUGGCUGAGACCGAAAGUUGGGGAUUUUUAACAGGUGCAGUAGAAGGCACAAGGUGGCUUGAUUUCCCAGUCCUGGUUUUGUGCUGAGCGUUACUGCAGAAUCUCCAGGUCAGCACAUCUUAGGACAGCAGAACCUGGGGACUCACUCACAAGGAGCAUUAUGGAAAGAUCAAAACGGAAUUGUUUUGGUCUUUUAAACCGAAUGAUGCAAUAAACCACUAGAUUCAUUAACACUAGUUUUAGUAACUGGCAGUUGUCUCUGAGGAAUCACUUUAAAACCCAUAUCAGCUUUUCAGUCUAAAUGCGACUUGGUUUUUUGUAGAGGGUCAAUACAGGGUGAAUUAAAAAUUUUAAAAUAUGGUUCAGAAAUAUAAGCUAGAUCAAUUUUGUUUACAUUUUUUGAUAACUUAGGUCUGAUAUGAUACCUUUAGAAUAUUUAAAUAUAUUUUGGAUAUAAAUUGAACUUAUCUUCAUUUAGGGAAAGGACAAACUUAAGCUGAGAAAAUGGUUAAGAAAAAUGAGUUUAUUUAAUUUAUAUAUAACUUUUUAUGGUGGUGGGGCCGCGUGGGUACAGAAAUGUUUUGUAUUUAUUUGCAGGGUAUAUCUGAACAUCUUAAAAAUUGAGUAACCAGUGCUACUGGAUCAUAGCUUAUGAGCAUGAGCAUGAGCUUAAAAACCUGAGAAUUUCAGGAUUCUCUGCAGUGGGCCACAGACUGGAGUAGGUGAAUCACAUGGAUUCACAUACUGGUAUUUUACAGAUGCAGGUGGUAUUAAAAAAAAAAAAAAGCUGUUGUCAUCAGCCUUGUAUAUGGCAGCUGAGUGCCUGUCAUUUUAAUGAUGAUCAAUGCCUGACCUGUGUACCUGUUCUAGAAAGCCCUCCCAAAUUAAUUGCUUUCUGCACCUUUCCCAUUCAUCUUAAUUAGAUUGAGGGCCUCAUUCUUUAUGAACAGGAGUUAAGUAGGUGUUAACUUUUUUAAAGUUUCCUAAAGAUAUAAUUAUCUCUGUGCUCUGCGAAGUUGCUUUUCUUCUCCCGUUGUCAAAAUAGUUGAUUGAUCACAGCUUUCCAAAAUGUGGCUCUGAGUAAGAUCUCUUAGGUCUCCAGAAAUUUCAGCCUGGGUUGUCCAGUAGCAUUCAGGAGGCCAUAUUACAAGUUUGCCCUUUGGAUUCUUCUUGGUUGGAAUUUGAAUAGCUCAACCACAAUUGCAUGGGGUAUCAGGUUGAAUUAUGUGGUCUUGAUAAAUUAAAAAAUCUGCUUUGAUAGCUUUUAUUUUAUUUUAUUUUAUUUUUUUUUGAUAGCUUUUAAAAGUUGAAAACCAUAGCAAGAGUUAUUAUGUGGGGAAAGCAAGAAUAUAAUUUUAGGGAAUUCAGUUGUACUUGAUUGUUAUUGUUAGCGCCUUGCUAUUGAGCUACCUUGAUGUCACUUUAAGAAAAACAAGUAUAUGUGACUGGAAACUGUUGGGAAAAUGUUGCCACAGUCAUUUCAUUUUCUUACAACUUUCUGUUUUCAAUCAAAUGAAACAUCUGGAUGUGAAAGGUAUAUUGGCAGCAUCCUCAGAUGUCAAGUUCACAGUUGUCUCUCCUUUUAUCCUGCACCUGCAUAAUUUUCUGCACACCCAACAGGUGAAUCUAAAGGUUUUCUGGGACAUAAUUUUGAAGAGACGGUAAAAUAGAAUGGUUAGCCAAGGACUUUAAAAGUUGAUAAGAGCAGCUUACAAGUGAAUUGUGGUUUUUUGGGGUUUUUUUGAGCCCGAGUGUUAUUGAUAUCGCCGUGUUGCCCUGUAUCCCCAGAUGCUCAUGUUCUUGGGGUCUGAGCCUGUGAUCCACAUUCAGCAGGCAGUAGAGAACCAUACCUGAAAAGGAGUCCCUCCUGGCCGAUGCUUCCUGCACUGGUGGGAUGUUUCUACACUUGGUUGAAUGUGGUUUUCAUCCAUAAACAUCUACAUUGAUUGAAUUUUGCAAACAAAAGGGAAAAGGUGCAUUAGACAAACAGUACCAAAUAGUGACCACAUACACAUUGUUUAUCUAGAAUCCAGCUUGAAAGAAGCCUCAGCUCACUGGAGGAAGAGACAAGUGAUAGGAAAGAAGUUCUGGGGAUAUUGUCCAAGGGAAAUCCCAGGCUUGGGGUUGACCUGUUCAGGCCUGGAGUUUUGUGGCUCCCUGUGUAAUAUCAUCCUUGUUGCCAGAAAGCUGGCCUCCCAUCGCAGGAGUCAUCCUCACUACCCCACAGACUCACUGUUCUAGCACUUUGUUUUCUCAGUGAUAUCAUGCUACUUGUCCAGCUGACCUCACAGGGAUAGAUCUGGGAAUAGAUGAAAUAAUGUUGAAAACAAACCUUCCAAGUGCCUUCUGCGAUCAGAUGCUGCAAGAUCUUGAACAUUGGAGUACAUUAUUCCCAUCGAUUGUAUCAGGCUGGGAAUGUGGCUCAGUGCUCUUGACCAGGGUUUCCCAACCAAGGGGCCAAGACCAGAAGGGUUCUCCCUUCCCCAAGCAUGCUGGUCAAAGAAACAUGCAGACUCUGGUUUUCAUUUCCCUGGGCUAGUCCUACUGCGAUGAGGGUCAUUCCUGAUUUCUUUUUCCUGGGUGGAGACAAUCAGGGGCGUGUUGGGGGUGGCACUUCUCAGUAUGGAGGCCCCAUUGCUGGCAGCAGAAGGAAUGUGACCGAAGGCCCCUGGUUUUGCUUCUCAGGCCUGCACCCCUGUUAGCGAACUCUGUUGUAGGCACUGUGAAGCAAAGCCCACCAUUUUCAAAGUUCUUUAAGGGGUGGGAAAAAGGGCAUCAAGAGAUGAAAACAUUCAAUCUCAUUUCUGUCACCUCACCUUGAGCUCCUCGUUCUUUUCCUAGGUGCUUCCCAUUCUCUAGGACUCCUCUGCCUCUCCCCAUGUCUGUCCCACACAUUCCAGCCCUGGAGGCAGAGGCUGAAACUGGAAUCUCCGGAGGGAUGAGAAGGCCACCUUUACUUGUAGCUGAUGGGGUGCGUGCAGGAGCUUCAGAGUGGGAACAGAUGGCUUGAGGCCCAGCCCCUUUCCUCUGUUCCCCCAGGAACUUCAACACACACUUAGGAGUCUGUGCUCAGAGAGGAAUGGCACUUUGGUGGUCAGCACCGCUCAGAGUCAGUGGUGAUAGCCAGCAGGACUGGCUGUUUGGGGCGCAGCGAGCGGGGCACAAGUGAGUGGCAAAGCCGGGGGCCGUCAAGUGGCUGCCCCUUGGCAGCUGGGGCAGUUGGGGCCGCAUACUGCACCCUCAUCCAGGGCCGCUGCGGGCUGUUCCUUGAAGGAGUCAACCUCUCACUGUAACGUGCAGGUAUGCGCACACAGCAGCGCAGGUGAGGACCAGCAAGCAUGGCAGUGUUUGCAGGGGAUCAGAUGCACGCCCCUUGUUCUGGUGUUGCUCACAUUCCAAAUGUUCCUACUCAGAAUCUGCCCAGGUACAGAGAAGCUCUGCUGUGUGCUCUGUUAAUUGUGGAGGAAGAGAGAGUAGAUGUGCCCUGGAGAGAUGGAGGAGGCCUGGGGUUCGGCUUGACCCUGAGCUAGGGGUCCUGUGCCACUGUGGGCCAGUCCGGCCCAGGGGCCCUAGUGUCCUCACUUGGCAAGUGGUGGCCAUAAGCUGCCUCCCCAUCAUGCUGUCAUGAAGAUAAAAGCCUGGUGGAGGAGGACUCGGAGUGAAUCCCUCGUUCAUGUGCAGGUAGAGAAAGGCUUUCAUCCGAUGCAAGGAAAUUCAUGCUCUAGGCAGCACAGUGUAGCCAUGUCUUCCAGCUUUUACAAAAAGGGGGCAUUUUCUUGACACUGCAAUGUAAACAGACUCAUUCUUUCACUUUCAAAGGCCAUGUGGCCUCUGUUUCCCCUCCUUUAACCUGCCUCUUGCUCUCCAGUCACAGAGCUCUUGGUACUGUUGGCGUUGGGCCCUUCAGGAUCCAGGGAGGCCAGUUCUGCUGGUUGGACCAAACCUCAAGGGCCCUCCCUGACCCACAUGAGGAGAGCUCUGAUCCUCCCAUCUGGGAGCAGUGAUGUCAGACCUCUGUUGCUGGGGAGACGUCUUGGCAGGGAACCUGUGGAAAAAGGCUUGUCAGUAAUAUCUGGGAAUGGCCGGAUAUGGAAACAUCUGCCCGUGUGUACCGACGACAGAGCUGCUGUCCACAAGCGCCUUUUAUUUAGGAUAAAAUGAUCAAAUCCAUUGUUCUUCUAACCUGUGCUUGGUACAUAUGAGCUUCUUUAACCCUUAUGUGAUUCUGGGGUUACUUCAGAAGUAUUAUUUAAUGGAUUAUUCCUAUGACUUGACCCCCCAGAAUUCGGUUUUAUUUAAUAGACUUUUCUACUAAGAGUAUAAAGACUGAGGCUGAUGUAGCCAGGGCAAAACCAUUUAUUUCACAUAUUCAUUCUGGAUGCUUGCUGUCCAUGUUGUACUAGCUUCUUACUGUUUUCAUGUAAUAAGAAAGAUCUAUUUUGAAUAAACAACGGGUAUGUUUUAACAAACUCUCACGCAGUCCUAAGGCCUAAACUUGUGUUAAUGUAUGUAAAGAAUAUUGUAUAGCCAUUUAUAUACUAUGUAUAUAUACGUUAAAUAAGGUGGCUUCAGAAGUGAGAGGAGAAUAAAUCUAAGGUGCUUAUUAA